UACAUACAAUACAGGAGUAGUAUAAAGGCUUAUCUGGCCACGAUCAUAAAGUUACGGUGCAUGAACGGUUACGCCUUACAUGAGCUAGAAUUUAUUAACUAAAGUUUAUCGAUUACAAAAAUACUGCUAGUUCUUCUAGCGUGUCAUGAUUAUUCACAUAUUAUUGUAGCCAUUGGAAGAUUCUAGAAGGCAUUCUAGCGUGUACCAGAACAUUCUAGAAAGCAUCUCGUCCUAAAACGUACUGGAAUAUUCAGCGUCUAGAAGCCAGUGGCAAAAUUCAUCAAAAUUUUUCACUUUAAAGAAUGUGGAAUAUUUUUCUGAAAACUCACUGAUAGUACGAACUAACACCGAAAGUAUGUUUGAUCUAACAGAACUGAAUGGAAAAUGCAACAAAGGCGACAUAAAAUAUUUGUUACGUCGUGUUAUUAGUCCAAGUUCAUCAUAGGACUGGAACUGUAUGUUUUUGCAGUAUUUUAAUGCUUAAAAGAGUCAACAGUGAGAGUCUUAUGUUGAAAGUAUAAGCAUCAUCAGGUUUUAGGAGGGCACAUCAAUAUCAUCCUUGGUAGAAGAAAUCUUUUUCUGGCAGUUAAAAGCGAUGACCGUUUUAUAGUUACUUUCCCUCCCCUUAAAGUCUCAUAACUAACCAACAAUUGUAAGUCGCGCCAUUAAGAAUGUAGUGCUUGGGAAAGUAGUGGGAGUAAAAACGCUAGGUAAUAGGUAGUAGGGUCAUUUGCUAGAAAUCUGCAAAUUUAAGUAAAAUUGUACAAUAUGUGGCAUUUUUUUUCUUUUACUGGCAAAAUAUUUUAAUGCAUCUAUUUUCUUGGUAGAGCAAUAAAACCUGGAAAAUGUAUAAGAAGCAUAGUACCACUAAUUAUGUUUAGAGAGGAUUCAGUACGAGGCACCAGUAGGAUGUUUUGUUAGGGAUACUGCAGUAAAAAAAAUAGUCUGGAAGCUGUCUAAAAAACACCUGUAUAGCCUCACCUGGUCGCUUCAGUCAAUGUUUGUUUUUGCUUUCGCUCUAGAUAUGAGCCUCAGAUGGACAUUCCGAGUGAUGUUGAAACGGAGUCUGACCGAGUCUUCUUCAUUAAAGCUGUCGCCCAGUUUAUGGCUACAAAAGCUCACAUCAAACUGAACACCAAGCGUCUCUACCAGGCAGAUGGCUAUGCAGUGAAGGAGAUGCUUAAGAUCACGUCUGUCUUGUAUGGUGCCAUGAAGACCAAGGAGUUGGCGUCUGGGGACAAGCUUGAAGAGGACAGCAGCAAGUUCAAGUUUGAUUUGGGAUCUAAGAUUUCUGACCUGAAAGCUGCAAGACAGUUGGCAUCAGAAAUUACUUCCAAAGGAGUCACACUCUACGACCUGCUGGGGAAGGAGGUGGACCUGAGGGAAAUGAGAACUGCUGCCAUUGCCAGACCCCUGGAGAUAAAUGAGACGGAGAAAGCUCUGAGAGCUGCCAUCAAGGAGGUCCUUGAAAAUGUCCAGAAGACCAAAGACACGCUGAACAAUGUGUCGUCAGAUGAGGCCAGUCUGGAGGCAAAGAUCGAAAAGAAGAAACAGGAGCUGGAGAGGAACCAGAAGCGUCUGCAGACAUUGCAGAGUGUGCGGCCAGCUUUUAUGGAUGAGUACGAGAAAAUAGAAGAGGAGCUGCAGAAGCACUACGAGACCUACGUGGAGAAGUUCCGCAACCUGAGCUUCCUAGAGCAGCAGCUGGAGGAUUACCACAGGAUGGAGCAGGAGAGGUUUGAGGAGACUGAGAACACCCUGCGUGCGAUGCAGAACAAACUGCGCGAGGAGGAGAGGAGGCUUAUGAGGAGCGGAGCAGCGAGAGACGAAGAUUCAGACAUGGACAUUCCCGAGGACGAGGGUUCGGACAGCGACAUUGACGAUCGCAGGCCUUCCAAGCCUCAGCCCAUCAGAAAUGUGCCCGUCGCAGGGCGAGGUGGAGCUCGAUUUCUGGGCACCAUGCAGGGAGGAGACAGCGACGAGGAAACAUCCGAGGACAGCGAGAUCGACGUGGACGACGACGACGACGAAGAUGAGGACGAAGACGAGAACGGCGACCCCGAGGAUGAGGACAGCCUGGAGGCGCCCGUUCCCAGGAGCUCACGGCCUUCCCAUGGCCUCCGCCGCCCUGAGCUGCUGGAGGAGAGCGACAACGACUUCUGAGGCGGUAACCGGUUCUCCGCUUGAGGAAGGACGUCUGAUCCGCGCCACGACAUGCAGACCACAUGCUUAGAGCUGGAAGGAAAGUGUACAGCUUAGGUGUCCUCUUGUGUCAUCUUACACUUGCGCAUAGGGACCAUCCGUGGUGUUGCGACGAUAUUCAUAAAUGUGCCGUUACUAUAAACUACAGUUUAAAAGCUGUGUAAAUUGUUCUAGAAAGACAAACUCGUGACCAAAUGACUACAACAUUAUAGACGACUGAAGAUGUUAGAAAUGAAUAAAUCAUUAUGAAACAUGUCCUUGGGCAAAGGCGUCCGUGAAACCGAAAGUUAAUAGUGACACUAUUGUUGUGUUCCAAGUGUUUUUUUUUUUUCCUUGAUUGUAAAGAACAUUUUUUAUAAUAAAGGCUUGACAGUGUUGGAAGCUUGUUAUAAAACGACGGAUACUCUUAAUUA
Molecule: messenger RNA, 2615 nt
Organism: Scleropages formosus (Asian bonytongue)
Lineage: Eukaryota; Metazoa; Chordata; Actinopteri; Osteoglossiformes; Osteoglossidae
Gene: ift38
Product: clusterin associated protein 1
Exons: 10
Coding region: 1036-2163 (375 amino acids)
Biological process (GO): cilium assembly
Cellular component (GO): microtubule organizing center; cilium; intraciliary transport particle B
Source: RefSeq, a predicted model, not a curated record